Molecule: messenger RNA, 425 nt
Organism: Pelagomonas calceolata
Lineage: Eukaryota; Pelagophyceae; Pelagomonadales; Pelagomonadaceae
Source: the annotation of a GenBank genome assembly
GCUCCCUACCGUUGCGAUGAUGCGCUGGGAGGUUUGGCAACUCGUUUGUCUUCUAGCGUUUACGCCCACUAGAGUCCCGGGACCGGAAUCGCAGUUUGAUCAUUGCCCGCGCGCCGCUGACCAAAUUUGCACGCGCCGGACGUCACAAGCGACUCGUCAGUGUCCCGAGUACGCCACGCGAGCUCUGCGACCCCCGCGCGCCGCGGCUGUGAAGAAAACUGGUAAGCCUUCACUCACCUCUGCAGCGUGAAAAGCCCGCGCGCGCGGACGCGAGAGAGAGUACUUAAGCGGUCACGAACGCUAGACUAGCAAGCGAUGGCGACGCCCGAGGUCGUCGCGCCCACGCCCGUGGAAGACGACGCUGCGGCGCCGGCAAUCACCGGCUCGCGCCGACGAGGCGACACGCACUCGGUCGGGCGCCCGCC